AUGGCAACCCCACAGAGCAAUGCUGAAAACGUCAUCAGAUCCUCGGAGGGCCUUUUCCUCUCCCACCAGCAUAUGGACAGUUUUCGGAGGUCACUGGACAAACUUCUGAGUCUUUCCACAGAGGAUGUGACUGAAACAGAAAUGCUGCGAUCCAGGAUAAAUGAACAGUCAAGUAUGAUCUGCAUCCUGAAACAGAGAGCAGAUGAGCUGACACUCCAAUGCCAGACCCUGCAGAAAGUCAACACAGAGCAGGGGGACGGAGUAACAGACCACCAGAGAGAGCUGGCCAGGGAAAGAAAGAAAGCAGAGUUAAUAGAGAGGAGGUUUAUGGAUUUAGCUGCCAACAAUCAAGCAAUUAUUGUCUUUAUGGAUGAGCACAAAACUCAGAAUGCCAAGUUGAAGAUUGAAAACAAACGGCUGCAGUCAGAAAAUGAUACACUUUUCUCCCAAAAAUUGCAAGAUAAAGAAGUGUUGGUACAAAAACUGAUGAAAGAAAUCCAACGGCUGACCGAGAAUUACACAAAUAAAGAAAAGGAAUAUCAGAAGAAUUUAACUGAAUGUCAAUCAAAACUCCUGGAAGAAGCGACUCAACAUAAAGCCAAAGAAGCAUCUCUACUUGAUCAAUUGUACGACACUGAGCAACAGCAAAGAGAAGCUGGAGAGAUGUGCAAAGAGCUGACGCUGAAGCUACAAACAGAUGAAGAGAAGUACACUGCGAAGGAGAUCGACAUGAAGAAAAGCACAACACUUCUUAUCAAAGCGAAGGAAGAACUGUUGUCUCUGUCCAAGGAGAGAGGGAGAAUUAUACAGGAGAAACAAGAGGAAAUCCAGCAGCUCCAGAGAAAAUGGGAAAAGGAGAAGAAAUCCAGAGCUGAAGCAGAAGACAAGUUUGAGCAGGACGCAGAGACUGUGAACGCAGACGUCAAAGUGCAGUCGCUCAUGUGUGCUCUGGAUGAAUCCGCAACAGAGUACCAGAGGCUUCAAAAGGAUUUUGAUGCCUUCAGAGAACACAGCGCCAGCCUCCUGACACAGGAGAGGGAGCUGAAUAAGAAACUUCGCCACAUGAUAGGCUAA
This is a messenger RNA of Limanda limanda (common dab), 1074 nucleotides long. RefSeq names its product coiled-coil domain-containing protein 89. Lineage: Eukaryota; Metazoa; Chordata; Actinopteri; Pleuronectiformes; Pleuronectidae. The transcript is spliced from 7 exons. The record is from RefSeq and is a predicted model, not a curated record. Bases 1 to 1074 code for a protein of 357 amino acids.